UUUCUCUUGGGUGUCUUCAUAGCAAAAAAAAGAUGAAUGCCUUUUGCAGUGCAGCAGAGCUUUUGAGCUAGGGCAUUUGUGAAGUUCCGUUCUAUAUCAAAAAGGUCGGCAAUUACUUUUUCAUCUCCGGAAGGGAAUGAUUUUUCAGUUCCGAGGGCCAUGGAAGUAGAUACUGGAAAUUCGUGUUUUAUUGAGAAGCUGCCUGUAGAAAGAUACACAUCUACAAGAGAGACAAAGAAGCCCCCAGAAACUAACAAAAGCCCUGCUGCAUUUGUCAAUCACGCUGCUAUUGCAUGGCAUGAGAACAGAAGAAAAUGGGUUGGAGAAGUAUCAAGGAAGUCAGAAAGGAUGCCGAAGGAUCCAAUUAUAAGUUGGACAACGACCUAUGAAGAGUUGCUCUCUACAACUGACCCUUUCUCUGAGCGAAUUCCUUUAACAGAAAUGGUUGACUUUCUAGUAGAUAUCUGGCACGAUGAGGGGCUUUUCGACUAGAUAUUUAUGAAGACAAACUUCAUCUAUGUAUCUUGUGCAGAUUAUAUUGCAGACAUUUGGAAAUCUUGUGCAUCUUAGACAGUCUUUGACCCGUAAGAUAUUUAGCUUGACAUUCAACUUCUUCUUGCCAUUGAUCUUUAUAGGACCUUCCAUUUUAUGUGGUACCAUUCGUAGUCAUUGCCUAGUAUCGUUAACAGGCGAAACGAAGGAGAGAGUCCUCUAUCUGAAUCAUGUUGUAUCAAAUAUUAUUAUGUUUGAGUACUGAAUUUUUCAAGCAGAUUCUUAAUAAUCCCUAAGUAGCUUUGUUUUCAA
Molecule: messenger RNA, 804 nt
Organism: Solanum verrucosum
Lineage: Eukaryota; Viridiplantae; Streptophyta; Magnoliopsida; Solanales; Solanaceae
Exons: 6
Coding region: 160-492 (110 amino acids)
Source: RefSeq, a predicted model, not a curated record